Alnus glutinosa is the source of this 2315-nucleotide messenger RNA. RefSeq names its product heat shock 70 kDa protein. Gene Ontology annotation, molecular function: ATP binding; ATP-dependent protein folding chaperone; misfolded protein binding. Gene Ontology annotation, biological process: cellular response to unfolded protein; protein refolding. Gene Ontology annotation, cellular component: cytoplasm. Bases 198 to 2168 code for a protein of 656 amino acids. The record is from RefSeq and is a predicted model, not a curated record. Lineage: Eukaryota; Viridiplantae; Streptophyta; Magnoliopsida; Fagales; Betulaceae. The transcript has a single exon.
CUCUUUCUAUUCUUCUAGUCUUCACUCGAGUUUGCCUGAAUCUUCCCAAAUCUCUCUCUCUCUUUCGCAGAAUCACUAUAAAUUCUAGCUUCAUCUUUCCAAACCCAUCUCAGAUUUGCAUACGCCAAGCGCUCAAACAGUUUCACAAGCUCUGAUCAAUCAAACCAAAAGGCGACAGUUUUUCUUGUUGUGAGGAAAUGGCGGCCAAGACCGGAAAGGCUAUAGGCAUUGACCUGGGCACGACCUACAGCUGCGUAGGAGCGUGGGUGAACGACCGCGUCGAGAUCAUCCCGAACGACCAAGGCAACCGCACCACCCCGUCCUACGUGGCAUUCACAGAUACGGAGCGUCUGGUAGGCGACGCGGCGAAGAACCAGGUGGCGAUGAACCCGGGGAACACCGUGUUCGACGCCAAGAGACUCAUCGGUCGGAGAUUCUCCGACCCUUCGGUACAGAACGACAUGAAGCUUUGGCCCUUCAAGGUGAUCCCUGGCCCCGGCGACAAGCCCAUGAUCGUGGUCAGGUACAAGGGCGAGGAGAAACAGUUCUCGCCGGAAGAGAUAUCCGCCAUGAUUUUGACGAAGAUGAGGGAGAUCGCCGAGGCUUUUCUGGGUCAGACCAUAAACAACGCGGUGGUCACGGUCCCGGCGUACUUCAACGACUCGCAGAGGCAGGCUACGAAGGACGCUGGGGUCAUUGCGGGGCUCAACGUGUUGAGAAUGAUCAACGAGCCCACCGCGGCGGCUAUCGCUUAUGGGCUCGACAAGAAGGCGUCGAGGAGAGGCGAGCACAACGUGCUCAUCUUCGACCUCGGCGGCGGAACUUUCGAUGUCUCUUUGUUGGCGAUCGAGGAGGGUAUCUUUGAGGUUAAGGCUACGGCCGGUGAUACCCAUCUUGGCGGUGAAGAUUUUGAUAACAGGUUGGUCAACCACUUUGUUGCAGAAUUUCGUAGGAAGCACAAGAAGGAUAUCAGCGGCAAUGCGAGAGCGUUGAGGAGGCUGAGGACGGCGUGCGAGAGAGCCAAGAGGGCUUUGUCUUCAACCUCCCAGACGACGAUUGAGAUUGAUUCUCUGUACGAAGGGAUUGACUUUUACGCGACCAUCACGAGGGCGAGGUUCGAGGAGUUGAACAUUGACUUGUUCAUGAAGUGCACGGAGACGGUGGAGAAGUGCCUGCGCGACGCCAAGAUCGAUAAGAGCAAGGUCGACGAGGUGGUUCUAGUGGGCGGGUCGACCCGGAUUCCCAAAAUCCAGCAGCUUUUGCAGGACUUCUUCAAUGGAAAAGAGCUUUGCAAGAGUAUUAACCCCGACGAAGCCGUCGCUUACGGCGCCGCAGUUCAGGCCGCUAUUUUAACCGGCGAGGGAAGUGAGAAAGUCCAGGACUUGUUGUUGCUCGACGUGACGCCGUUAAGUCUCGGGCUUGAGACAGCUGGCGGCGUUAUGACGACGUUGAUUCCCAGAAACACGACUAUUCCCACGAAGAAGGAGCAGAUUUUCUCGACUUAUUCCGACAAUCAGCCUGGCGUUUUGAUUCAAGUCUACGAGGGAGAGCGAGCCCGGACAAAGGACAACAAUCUUCUCGGCAAAUUCGAGCUCACCGGUAUUCCUCCGGCGCCGAGAGGCGUCCCUCAGAUCAACGUUUGCUUCGAUAUUGACGCUAAUGGGAUUCUGAACGUCUCGGCGGAGGACAAGACCGCCGGGGUGAAGAACAAGAUCACUAUAACCAACGACAAGGGGAGGUUGAGCAAGGAGGAGAUUGAGAAGAUGGUGCACGAGGCGGAGAGGUACAAGCAAGAGGACGAGGAGGUGAAGAAGAAAGUGGAGGCAAAGAACGCGCUGGAGAACUACGCGUAUAACAUGAGGAGCACUGUGCGGGACGAGAAGAUUGCCGGGAAGUUGGACCCUGCGGACAAGGAGAAGAUCGAGAAGGCGGUGAGCGAGGCGAUAGAGUGGCUGGACAGGAACCAGCUUGCAGAGGUUGACGAGCUUGAGGACAAGAUGAAGGAGUUGGAGGGGAUUUGCGGUCCUAUUAUUGCGAAGAUGUAUCAGGGCGGCGGCGGCGGCGGCGGAGAUGUGCCAAUGGGUGGUGGCAUGCCUGGUGGUGGCUAUGGUAGCGGGCCUACUGGGUCAGCUUCUGGAGCUGGGCCUAAGAUUGAGGAGGUUGAUUGAGGUUGAAGCCUGAGGAUAUGGAAGAAGGCUUUUGGAUGUUUUAUUUUGGUUUUUUGUUUUUGUUUUUGUUUUUAAUGUACCUUUUGUAAUUAAGCUGAGGUUUUCAGGUUAUAGUCUUAUAAAUAAAACUGUUCGAGUGUUGGUAUU